AUGUAUCAUUGUACUGGCUUGCUUACGGUUACGCCAGAAAACCCGGCCGAGGCCAUUAAUUAUUGCUGGUCAACGUUGAUUCAAGCAUUGCUUCGAUCCGACAGCAUCAACAUGAUGGAUCCACUGACAGCCAUCGGGCUGAUGGCAAACAUUUUGGCCUUUGUCGAUUUUGGCCUUAAAGGCCUUAACGAAGCCAAAAUAGUCUACAAAUCCUCAUCAGGUCUCACUGAAGAAGCUGCCAACCUGUAG
Colletotrichum lupini is the source of this 249-nucleotide messenger RNA. RefSeq lists its product as uncharacterized. Bases 1 to 249 code for a protein of 82 amino acids. The transcript is spliced from 2 exons. The record is from RefSeq and is a predicted model, not a curated record. Lineage: Eukaryota; Fungi; Ascomycota; Sordariomycetes; Glomerellales; Glomerellaceae.